CAAGAAAAGAAAAAAAAAAAAACAGAAACAUUAAACAAAUGUCAUUAGGUGCAUCAUGUCAUAAAAAAGAAAAAAACUGAGAUUUAAUCACAAAAAUUGAAGUUAAACCUCUGCCGGAUGGACCAAGAAGAGAUGAUUUGGGUCUAAACGUAUUCAGUCCUCCCCUCCCUCUCCUAAUCUUCAUGCGCAAUGGAAGGCACAAGCUUUCAAACCCUAAAAUUCAAAAUUUACAUAAGGACACCCGUAAAAGGAGAAUAAGAUAAAUCCAUACAAAGACGGCCCAUAAAAAAACACAACCCAUUGGGAGGCCAUUUUGACUUUUUUUGCCUCCACAUCGUCAAGCGGUUCUUGUUUCCAGCGGUUUUCUUAAUUACUCACUUGGAGUCCCUCUUCUCUUCUGCAAGAGCAAGCAUAAAGCGCGGAUGAUGUAGUGAUCCGAGAAAUGGAGGUAAGCCUCUGGUUCAAAUUGGCAGUCCUAGUCGUAGUCCUACUUUUUGUGCUGGUGCCAAAGUUAACAUUUUUUCACAAGCUCGAUCGAAGCCCAAAGAACCUGCCACCUAGUCCACCAGCUCGUCCUAUUGUAGGUCAUCUCCACUUGUUAAAGCAACCGGUACACCGAACUCUACAUGAACUUUCUAGUAAGUAUGGUGACAUCUUAUUGCUUCGAUAUGGGACUCGUAAAGUCCUAGUCAUUUCCUCACCUUCUGCAAUUGAAGAGUGCUUUACUAGAAACGAUGUCAUAUUUGCAAACCGCCCUCAGUCGCUUGCUGGAAAGCAUCUCAAUUACAACUCUACGACUAUGGGUUUCUCCUCCUAUGGUGACCACUGGCGCAAUCUCAGGCGCCUCACAACCGUAGAGCUUUUCUCUACUGCUCAUACUGCAAUGUUCUCAGGUAUCCGAGCAGAGGAGGUCCGAUUACUGCUCAAACAACUAUUCCAGGAUUCUAGAGGAGAAUCAGCUAAGGUGGCACUGACAUCAAAAUUCUUGGACCUCACAUUCAAUAACAUGAUGAGGAUAAUUGCAGGAAAACGCUACUACGGAAAAGACGUCGUGGAUCAAGAAGGUGAAUUGUUGCAGGAUAUCAUAAAAGAAAUGGAGGCACUUCGUGGGAGCGCAAAUCUAAAUGAUUACUUUCCAGUCUUACAAUGGGUGGAUUACCAAGGGGUGGAACAAAGGAUGCUAAGAUUAGCAAAGAAGAUGGACGUGUUCUUACAGGACCUAAUCGAGGAGCAUCGGACCAACUCAUCUGCAUCUGUGAAUCUGUCCGGUGCAAGCAACCAAAAGAGAAACUUGACUUUGAUAGACGUUAUGUUAUCAUUCAGAGAGAAUCUCGAAUUCUACAGUGAUCAAACCAUCAAAGGUGUUAUACUGACAACACUAACUGCAGGAUCUCAAACAUCAGCAGCUACACUGGAUUGGGCAAUAUCACUUCUACUUAACCAUCCAAAAGUACUGCAAAAGGCUUUUACUGAAAUAGAAACUGUUGUUGGACUGGACCAUCUAUUGGAUGAAGCAGAUAUACCAAAGCUAAAUUACCUGCAAAACAUAAUUAAUGAGACAUUUCGACUCUUUCCACCUGCGCCUCUUCUAUUACCACAUGAAUCAUCUGCAGAUUGCACUGUUUGUGGGUAUUAUGUACCUCAGGGCACAAUGUUACUAGUCAAUACAUGGAGCAUGAAUAGAAACCCCAAGCUCUGGGAGGACCCAGAAAAAUUUAUGCCAGAGAGAUUUGAAGGUCAAGAAGGUGCAGGGAAUACACUGCUUCCAUUUGGUGCUGGAAGGCGAGCUUGUCCAGGGGCUGGUCUGGCCAAGCGAGUGAUAAGCCUAACAUUAGGUUCCCUGAUUCAGUGCUUUGAAUGGGAAAGGAUUGAUGAAGAAGAGAUCAACAUGACAGAGGGAGCAGGGCUUACCAUGCCAAAAGCUAUCCCAUUAGAGGCACUAUGCAGACCUCGUGAGGCCAUGAUCAACCUACUCUCCACACUUUGAAGCACAAAAACAACUUUCUCUAUAAUAAGCUUUAAUGUUUGUUUACUUCCCGGUGAUAAAAAGAAGGAUUCUUAGUGAAGUAACAUCAAAUAAGUCAAAACUACUCAUGAGCUUGGGAAAGUUGUUUAUGCAUUAAGUAAUACACUAGGAUUAAUGGAGAGAAUGAGAGAUGCAAUUAGAGAGAAAACAAGAACCAUUCGAGAUUAUCAUAAUUCAAUGAGUUAAAUAAUUUCUUUU
Messenger RNA from Ricinus communis (castor bean), 2224 nucleotides. RefSeq names its product cytochrome P450 81Q32. Gene Ontology annotation, molecular function: heme binding; iron ion binding; monooxygenase activity. The transcript has 4 exons. Bases 443 to 1987 code for a protein of 514 amino acids. The record is from RefSeq and is a predicted model, not a curated record. Lineage: Eukaryota; Viridiplantae; Streptophyta; Magnoliopsida; Malpighiales; Euphorbiaceae.